UCAGAUGGUUUGCUGUCCAAGCAUAGCCAUGAAAGCCACUGAACACACUGCAAGAGAUGUGGAGCAGGACGAAUCCAUGUCUUGUUACCACAAUCUCUCGUUACUCCCAUUUCUUUCAUGGUUGCCCCACCAAGCCAUUCGCAUUCUUUGGCCUUUACUUAUUCCCUUUGCUUCCACCUGCACCACACCCUCCCCCGUUCAAUCCGCGCAUAAAAAGAUAUUCCACGCAAUCCACCUCUCUCUCUCUCUCUCUCUCUCUCUCACACACACACACACACACACAGGACAUGGCUGACACCACUUACUCAUCAAUAUGUCUGGUGAGCAUAAUGGAUCGCCUUUGGUUCCACCAGAUCAUCUUCUUCUCUGAGCCCAUUUCGUUGCUCUGUGGCUCCAAAAUCCUGGAUCCACAGGAACCCAACUCGCGCACUGUGAUUCGAUGUCAACCUUCAAGCAUGCCUGAGUUGCCACCUCCAGAUACAGAGACUCAUUCAAUGGCUGAAGAAUCGCCACUUGCAGGCUAUAGUUGCUCAUCAUUGGAUACGUCGUAUUCUUCAAUGGAUGAUACCAACAAAAGUGAAGAAGCAGAGGAGGAAAUCAGAUCAACCAGGAUGACUAAUCUCAUCGCAAGCAGAGCACGGCGUUCGUAUUGCUCAUCGCCAUCAACUCAGAAGAGGCCAAGAAAGGGAUCCUCUGAAGCCAAGAAACUGCUCAAAUCCAUGAGUUGCAGCACCUUCGACGAGCUGGAAAUGAAGGAAGUGAAAGGGUUCAUGGACCUGGGCUUCAUCUUCAAGAAGGAGCACUUGAACCCGCGAAUGAUGAGCGUCAUCCCCGGUCUACAGAGGCUCGGACAGGACACUAGCAUCAGGAAAACCGCCGAGGGCGACGAGGAGGGAAAGAGAGAGAUCACGAGGCCGUACUUAUCAGAAGCGUGGCUCAUAAAGAGACCCGAUUCGCCUCUGCUGAACUUGAGGGUGCCCCGGGCGUAUGCGGCUUCCGACAUGAAGAAGCACCUGAGGUGCUGGGCUAGGACAGUUGCUUCUGAGAUUCAGCAGGAGUCUUGAUCUUGGGAAGAAGAAGAAGAAAAACCAACAACUUCACUCAUACACUAUCGUUAAGAUUAGCAUGAAAUUAUCAGUCCAGCUAUCAAAAAGAGUGUAGGGAGAGAGAGUUUUGAGUAUUUCCACAGGUUUUGUUGCGCCGACGGAUGGAACUGUAAAAAGGGCAGAUGGUGGGGUUUGUGGAUAUGUUUGUGUGGAUGAGACUUUGAAUGAAAGCAAGUGCAAAUGGACCUUUUUGUCGUUUUA
This is a messenger RNA of Syzygium oleosum, 1307 nucleotides long. RefSeq lists its product as uncharacterized. The transcript has 2 exons. NCBI's taxonomy places the organism in Eukaryota, Viridiplantae, Streptophyta, Magnoliopsida, Myrtales, Myrtaceae. The record is from RefSeq and is a predicted model, not a curated record. Bases 57 to 1064 code for a protein of 335 amino acids.